AUGAAACUUCGAACCGGAAAGAUAAUUGGAGGUUAUAAUCCCAUCAGCUUAAAAGAAAGUUCAAAAUUACGAUUUACAGAUUAUAAAUACGCACCAGAAAGCUUUGUUUUCUCUAGUGAAGAUGUGCAUGGUGCAAAUCAUGUGUUAAGCCGCGCUAUAAAGCCUCAUAAGGCAAUUCGUUUAAAUAGAAUAUAUUCUCUCAAAUCUUGUUUUCACACUAUUAGCAUGUUGUUAGAUUUUGGCAAAACUUUAAAAUUUGUAUAUAAUGAAGAUCAUGUAAAGGAUUAUAUGUCUUGUAGAAUUAAGCAAGAUGAAUUUUAUGCGCAACCAGCCAUAAUGCCUGAAGGAGAAUACAAAAUUGAUGAAUGGGAAAUUUUCAGAGUCACCGAAAGAGCUGAUCCAUCUCAAAGAGCUAUUCAAAAUACAUAUAGAAAUUACAAUCGAGCAAAAUUUGAUCGAGAAAUAUAUAAACGAUCGAAAUUUGAUCGAAUUCCACCUCGAAUCUAUUCACCUGACCUGAACUAUUCAUAG
Funneliformis mosseae is the source of this 531-nucleotide messenger RNA. NCBI's taxonomy places the organism in Eukaryota, Fungi, Glomeromycota, Glomeromycetes, Glomerales, Glomeraceae. The record is from the annotation of a GenBank genome assembly.